AUGAAUUCCAAAACAUGGCCAAUCGGUUCACCUAGCUCAAAGGUAUCUGGCGAAAUUGCUUGUCUUUAUCGUGGAUUGAUCGAAACAAUAGGAAGCGAUAAAUUGAUUGAAUCUACUUCACAAACAUGGAGUCAUUUCACUCACAGAAAACUUCAGUCUUCAGAUAAAACUAAUGCACCUUCUUUCAAUUUGAAUUCAGUUAUAGUUCAAUGCGAUAAAUCGAAUAAAUCCACAUAUGACUUUACAAUCAAUGAUUUAUCUACAAUGCAGCAUUGUACUAUUGAUCAUACAAAAGUUACGGUUGAAAUAGUGUCAAGUAGGGAAGCGACUGAUGAAGCACUAAAAAAUACUACCAUCAGUUCUAAACCGAAUCAAGCAAAUAAAUCUUCAACAAAAAUGAACUUUUUUCCUACUGUCCCAACUUUCAAUAAAGUAACACAAAAUCUCGAAAACUGUGCGGUGAGGAAUUCUUCAAACAAUUCUGAACUUCAAAAUGAAUUAAAAGUAGAAAACUUCAAUCAUUCAUCAACAAAUGACAAUACACACUAUCCAUAUGCUAAAUACGUUGCAGCUAUGAUUGAUGCUUUGUCUGAACGUCUUAUGGGUAAAAUAUCAGAAGAUGAUUUAGAAUUACGUUUUCAGACUUUAGAAGCAGAAGCAUCUAAAGCGGCCAAACACAAAAAUGCUCAAUCUGUUAAACGUGAACGAUUCUACUCGGUUAGUAAUGGAGCUGAGAAUUUACGUUGUCAGAAUUCCUUAGAAAAUACAACACGGGGUAAUUCAUCAUCAGAUGAAAAUAUAUUCAAUAACAUAACAGAAAGAAAUGAACUAAAGAAUAGACGAUGCCAUUCUGUAACUAAUUUUUUUGCUACGACAAAAUCAUCAGACUUACAUAAUGCAUCAUCAUUAGAAUCAAGCCAACGUAAUUUGAAAUAUUCUUGUUUAGAACAGGUGAAACGAUUACAACUUCGAAAUAAAUUAAUUGUAACAGAGGAUUUAUUAAAUCGUCUUGUAAAUCAUACAAAUUAUCCGAAUUUCGAGGCUGAUAUCCUAGAUUUAUUAGGUCGACAACCGAAUUGGCAUAGAAUCGCUAUUCUUUAUUAUCUUACUAGACGUUCAGUUAGACAUAUAUUAAAUCUACAUAUAGAAAAGUUGGAAACAAUACAAGAAUCAACUUCAAGUUCAUCAGCGUUACGUCAGUCGAUAAAUAUUAAUUCCGAUAGUGAGGAAAUUGAUGGAAGUUAUUUACAAUCAUCAGGAAGUAAAUCACCUCCAAUUAAUUUUAUCCAUCAAAUUCAACAUAUGAAACAAUAA
This is a messenger RNA of Schistosoma mattheei, 1314 nucleotides long. Lineage: Eukaryota; Metazoa; Platyhelminthes; Trematoda; Strigeidida; Schistosomatidae. The record is from the annotation of a GenBank genome assembly.